Molecule: messenger RNA, 2470 nt
Organism: Branchiostoma floridae (Florida lancelet)
Lineage: Eukaryota; Metazoa; Chordata; Leptocardii; Amphioxiformes; Branchiostomatidae
Product: leucine-rich repeat-containing protein 15-like
Exons: 2
Coding region: 113-1711 (532 amino acids)
Cellular component (GO): extracellular matrix
Molecular function (GO): protein binding
Source: RefSeq, a predicted model, not a curated record
CAAAGCUAUAUAAAAGCCACGGUACGGGCGAGCUCAGAAUACUUCGUCUGAACGCUCGCCAGUCACAGACAUCAAAAUCACAACAUCUCUACGAGAAACGGAAACAGAAGCCAUGAUGGACGCCAGACUGUGUUUGCUGCUGACGGUACUUGUGCAGGGGGCUCUCUCGGCCCAGGCGGAACCAGCGGUGGCCUGUAACAAUGUCACCGGGGCGAGCGACGUCUGCUACUGCUCCGCCUUCGGUCGGGACAGGGAGGUCGCCUGCGACGGCAGGGAACUAACAGAACUACCGACGGGGAUUCCGCUUGAUACCGCCAAACUUCAACUCACCAACAACAGGCUGACGUCACUUCCGGCGCAAGUUUUCUCCCCCUACCGCCAGCUGACCGACCUCCAGAUAAACAGAAAUCGGCUUUCAACGGUCGAAGUCGGCGCUUUCGACGGUCUGAAUCUACUGGACAACCUUCGGUUGGACAGAAAUGAGCUUGAAACUCUGGAAGUUGGAACUUUUCGAAAUCUUAUAGCUUUGAGAUACCUUGACUUAGGAGACAAUCGGAUCUCAUCAUUAAGUGUUGGUAUUUUCAGUGGACUCGGUAACUUGACUGCCCUGAAGCUUGACAGAAACGCCAUAUCCAGUCUCCCCCCACGGAUCUUCUCCGACCUGACAUCGCUCUACACAUUGAAUCUUGCGGGAAACAGCUUCGUGGAACUGGACGACAUCUUGCCUGUUCUACCGUCUCAUGUCCCGGACCUCGAUCUCUCCAACAACCAGAUCUCGCAUGUUGACGUUGAUGCCUUCGUGAGAUUUCCCGACCUGCACGGUUUGAACCUGAACGGUAACGGCUUCGGCAACCUCGAGCCUGGAGUCUUCAACGGAGUUCCGAACCUCUUCAGGCUCCGUCUUGAUAGCAACAAGAUGUCUGCCAUUCCUCAAGGGCUGCUCCAAGGUCUUGAUCAGUUGGGUCUGUUGUAUCUGGACAACAACCCUUUGAUGGAGCUGGACAGAAACAUCUUUGUUAACAUCCCCGAGGUUCGGGUUAUUUUCAUCAAUAAUAUAAGCCUUUCCAACAUCGAUGCUGAACUUUUCCGCCCUGUUCCAAAGUUGCGCACUCUUAAACUCGCCUCCAACAGUCUCUCAUCCCUUCCAACUGGGGUAUUCGACAACCUCGCCAACCUGCAGGACUUGGAUCUGCAGGACAACAGGCUACAGAGUCUGAGUAGCGACGUUUUCGCGGACCUUAGCGAAGUUUGGUUGGUCGACCUGAGGAAAAACAACAUCAAAACGCUCCCUUCUGACGUUUUCCGGCAAAUGUCGAAACUGAGUACGCUGCAUUUGGAGGACAAUUUACUAACAGCGAUUCCCGUGGACCUAUUUCAGAACUUGACCGAGCUAACUAGAGUCUAUUUUGACAACAAUAACCUCACCACCAUAGAAGAUGGUACGUUCGAUAACCUGCCAAAUUUGGAAACUUUAGAUCUUACUGGAAACGCGCUGAAGAACAUCUCGUGUGACACGUUCCCGCCUGAGAGAGCCACACCUCCUCCGUACAAUGUCAAGUUUGACUGUGGGCCCGAACUGGACUUCAUGCGCAAAUGUCCCAACUUCUAUUCUCCGCCCUGUAUUCCUACAAGUGACGCCAGGUCAUCCCGGGCCGGCCACGCGUUCUGGUUCAUCGUGACCAUCUGCAUGAUUGGCUUCUACUUUCCUUGAAAUACUUGAAAAUGACAAUCCACGGACAGCUUCGAAAGGUCAGAAACUCUGACACGCCAAAGUGCUGUAUUUAGGCACGUUGGAACGGGGUUCAUCUUGCCACAACGCCACCGUGCGUUGCAGAGUUUAUUACACCCUAAUGAAAGUACAUUGUAGCUGACAGCAAGUUGCAACCGAAACAUCGAAUAUUGUUGCGUGUAAAGAAAAAAAAUAAUUUCACUUCCGAGGUGAAAAUGAACUCAAACGUAUCUAACCAACCCUGCUAUACAGUAUAACCUAAUUCAGUUGAUUUUUUGGCAGCUUGAAUACGUAAUGUACGUGCGCCAUUGUACAGGUCUCCAAUUUAAUGGCGUAUAUCAAGAAUAUUGAGAUUAGUAUGUUGAUUCUAUGCAGCUUGAAAUGAUAUACGGGUGUACAUUUUUUUAUGUAUAUGAAAAUAUAAGAUAGGUAGUUAUAUGUGUGGACUUAAGGAAAAUUAUAUAUGGAUAUGUAGAUAAUGGUGCUAUAGCUAUUUGUUAUAGAGCUCUGUAGACCUAGUGAAGUGCUGUGAUGGUAUGGCAACUGUGCGUGUACAUAUAGGUGAAUAAUUAGUGUAACCUAGUGACAAAACAGUCUUCAGUGUGCGAUUGUGCCAAAUAUCAAUCUUUUUUUUAAAUAUUUGUCUUCAUUUAUCAGUAUGUGGUGGCGUAAACAUUUAUGGAAAGAAAAAUAAAGAAUAUAAACAACGACCUGUCGUUUGAAAUAAAGAUUGUAACAAAA